Molecule: messenger RNA, 1758 nt
Organism: Necator americanus (New World hookworm)
Lineage: Eukaryota; Metazoa; Nematoda; Chromadorea; Rhabditida; Ancylostomatidae
Exons: 17
Coding region: 1-1758 (585 amino acids)
Cellular component (GO): cilium
Source: RefSeq, a predicted model, not a curated record
AUGGUGAGCGGUCGUUUCGUCUCCGAAACGGCAAAAAUCAGCCAUAAAGCUACAUUUCCAAUUCUUGUUCAUUCGAAUGAAAAAUGGGCCGACAAAGUUUCCUCGACAGCAGGUUCAGACAAAUCGGAUGAUGAGAAGAAAUCAAAAUCUGAGAAAAAGAAAAAAUCUUCAAAAGUUAGCCCGAUUACCUCUCCGAACGACGACGAAGUCAGCUUGAAGAGUGACGGUGAGGAUAGGCGAAGUCGACGCAGCGAUGACUCGGAUAAGAAACGCGAUAAGGCGAAUGUAGAGAAGAUCCAGCUCACCGAAGGUGUCGUCCAGGAUUACAUCAACUUGGAAAAAGCGAUCAAUAAGUUGGAAAGGAAAAACGUGUUGAAGAAGUACGAAUCACAAACGAUUUAUGCUGACAAUCUAAAGAACACCGUCGAACAACUAGAAGCUGUUCUUAAAGAGCUGAAAAAACAAACAGAACGUGAAAAGUCGGAUUUGAAGAAUAUCGAACAACCGUCAGUAAAGGAUUAUCUGAAGCAGCAGGUAUGUGGCGGUCAAUUGACCUCUCUAGGACGUUUGAGCAAUAAAGUGAUGGUGAAAGGUAAUCAAUGGCCAAUCCAGGGUGAAUGGGAAGCACGCUUCGAAAAAGAAAAGACAGAAUAUGAAGAUGCGCUCAAUAAACAAGAUGCCGUGGAAAAGGAACUUGAACUCUCAAAAGUGAAAUAUGAGACUGCACAGAAAGUUAUGGACAUCUACAAACAACAGACGGAUAAUCUACUGGCACUCUAUGACAAACAGGAUAAAAUGCUCAUUGGAAUAUUUGGAACAGAUUACGCGUCAGAAAAGGAGAAUAUUCUGGAAGGAGAGGUGGACGAGAUGAUGGAUUGGCAGCAACGCGUCGCGUUGGCGAUGUUCAAAUGGGCGAAUGGCAGAGUGUUGUUGGUCCACGCGCUCACACAGAUCACUUUUGGAAUCAAUCGAUGGCAGGAUAUUAAGAAGAUCGAGGAGAGCAACAGCCGCGCACGAUAUUUUGCCGCCGCCGAGGCCCGCAACAACUUCAUUGCCGCUGCACAAAACGUACAAUCGUGCCGAAUGUACCUGAAUAAGGUCGAGUUUCCGUAUGCCACUGAGGACGAAAUACUCUUAAUGGAAGACACAGCAACCAAAGCAUUCAAAAACGUUCAGGAUGAUUCAGUGGUUAAAAAGGCUCUGAAAGUCUUCCAAGAAACCCAGCAAAAAGUAGCACGACUUAUCCAAUGGUUUGAUAAGGUGAUUAAUGACACUAUACGAAAGGAUCUGGACCAAGCUAACAAUGCGGUCAUCAAAAAACAAAAAGCCCUCAGGGAAGAACGGUUGGCGCUCAUGAAAAAGCAAGUAUCCAAAGAGCUCGGUCACAACAUGGAUUUCGAGUAUGACUCCAUUUCGGAUGACGACUUGGAGAAAGAGCUGAAAACGCUGGAGGAAGAGGCCAUCAAGGGUAUGAAUGCUGUGAAAAACAAAAAGAUUUCGGAAAUCCUCAGCUACGGUCCAGAAGACAGUUCAACUCUCCCCUUGAACAAACUCGCUCCAAUCCCAAGCAAGGACGCCCUUUUCGGAGACGUGAAACAAAAACUCGACGAACUAGAUACCACUAGGAAAGAAUUCGUUAAGAGGCAUUAUAUUCAACGGGAGAAGCAGGCGAUGGCUAUACAGGAAAAACUAAAAAUGCGUCAGCAGAAGAAUCGCAGGACAAGAAAGCAACGUCGCGAAAGUGUUGCGCCAGCUUAG